This is a messenger RNA of Solanum tuberosum (potato), 828 nucleotides long. RefSeq lists its product as uncharacterized. The record is from RefSeq and is a predicted model, not a curated record. Lineage: Eukaryota; Viridiplantae; Streptophyta; Magnoliopsida; Solanales; Solanaceae. The transcript has a single exon. The coding region runs from base 1 to 828 and encodes 275 amino acids.
AUGGCAUCCAAAACAAAUGAAGGUGCUGAUUCUUCAGUUGUUCUUACUCCAUUUUUUUAUGGAACUGAUUUUGAAUACUGGGAGAUAAGAAUGAGAACACAUUUGAAAGCUGAAGGUUUGUGGACUAUUGUUGCAAAUGGCUUUGAAGAGCCAGAAAAUGAUGGUGAACUUACAACAGCAGAGAUGAAAAAUCUUGAGGCUAAGUAUCGUCAAGAUGCAAAAGCCUUGAACAAAAUCCAAAUGGGAGUCUCAAGAGCAUAUUUUGCAAAAAAUGCUACUUGUGAGACUACAAAGGAAGCUUGGGAGUCUCUAGAAACAGAGGUGUACGGUGACGAAAAGGUACGCACUAUAAAUCUUCAAACUCUUAGAAGAGAGUUUCAAAACUUGAAGCUGAUAGAAUCUAGAAAAAUAGAUGAAUAUUGCACAAGAGUCAUGAAUAUUGUUAAUAAAAUGAGAAAUCAUGAUGAUACAAUUUCUGACCAACAAGUUGUGGAAAAGAUUCUAAUUAGCGUCACAGAGAAGUAUGAGUACAUUGUUGCUAUCACUGAGGAGACGAAAGAUCUUUCUAAGCUUUCUAUCAAAGAGCUAGUCGGAUCAUUUCGUGCACACGAGAAACAAAGGUUUUUUCGUGAAGAACAACCCAAAGAGACGGGUUUCCAGUCUAGAACAAAUGAAAGUUCUCAAAAUUUCUCAAAAAAACAACAAAAGAAGAAUUACAAUCCAAAAAAGAAGCAGGAUCAUGAUGAUUCUUCUAAGAAGGUUGAAGAAAAAGGUGAGAAAAGUACUAGUCUUUUUUGUAAAAUUGCAAAAGGACUAAUCACAAAGUAG